Molecule: messenger RNA, 6871 nt
Organism: Epinephelus fuscoguttatus (brown-marbled grouper)
Lineage: Eukaryota; Metazoa; Chordata; Actinopteri; Perciformes; Serranidae
Gene: rbl1
Product: retinoblastoma-like 1 (p107)
Exons: 22
Coding region: 113-3313 (1066 amino acids)
Biological process (GO): cell differentiation; negative regulation of G1/S transition of mitotic cell cycle; regulation of transcription by RNA polymerase II
Cellular component (GO): chromatin; nucleus; transcription regulator complex
Molecular function (GO): RNA polymerase II transcription regulatory region sequence-specific DNA binding
Source: RefSeq, a predicted model, not a curated record
AGUCCGCCGGGUCGUGGGGGAAGCUGUCGUUGUGUGUUGAUGUUUUGGAUUUUAAACUCAGGAGGAUUUUUCUUUUCUGUAAAGUUUUUAUAAAAGCGGACAUUUUGUACGGAUGCGGGGCGAAGAGUCGUCGGAUUCAGAGUCGGGCAGGAUGGAGGAGAGCUCGGUGCGGAGGAGUCUGGAGACGUUGUGUCAGGAGCUGAACAUGGACGAGCAGACUGCCACUGAAGCCAUGGAGAACUUCACUGCCAUCUGGAACACAUACACACUGGAGGGAGAGGUGGUCCACUGGUUGGCGUGUUCUCUGUAUGCAGCCUGCAGGAAGGGCUCCACUCCCACAGUGGGUAAAGGGUUGAUGGAGGGAAACUGUGUCUCCCUCACCAGGAUCCUUCGCACCGCCAAACUCAGUCUGAUCCAGUUCUUCUCCAAGAUGAGGAAGUGGUCCGAUAUGUCCAACCUGUCGCAGGACUUCAGGCUGCGCGUGGAGCGGCUGGAGCGCAAUUUUGAGGUCUCCACAGUGAUUUUCCGCAAGUUUGAGCCCAUCUUCAUGGACAUGUUUCAGAACCCUCAGGGUGGGGAGCCGCCACGACAGCCACGCAGCAGGAAACACAGGCGACUGCCCUGUCACAUCAGCGAUGUGUUCAAGUUCUGCUGGACUCUGUUUGUCUACACCAAAGGUAACUUCCGUAUGAUUGGUGAUGACCUGGUGAACUCGUAUCACCUGCUGCUUUGCUGUCUGGACUUGGUGUUUGGCAACGCUUUGCUGUGUGCCAACAGGAGGGACCUCAUCAACCCAACGUUUAGAGGUCUGCCUGCUCUGUACCGUGUUGACGGACACGUUUCACCAGAUGAACCUCCUCCGUGUGUGUUGGAGAGGUUAUGCGAGCUGCACGACGGACUGGUGGUGGAGGCAAAGGGCAUCAAACAGCACUACUUCAAACCCUACAUACUGAAACUGUUCCAGAAACAGAUCCUGAAAGGCGACGAGGACCACUUGACAGAAAUGUUGGAUCCUCAGAACUUCAUUGAUAACAAUAAAGCCAUAAACCGGGAGUACGAGGAGUACGUGCUGACGGUGGGAGAUUUCGAUGAGCGAGUGUUUCUGGGAGCCGAUGCGGACGAAGAAAUCGGGACUCCCAGGAAGAUUGUUCAGGAGCCAUCUGCCAGCCAGACGUCUACUCAGAACCAGCUGCAACAACAUGUAGAGAAGUCAGGCUCUCUCGCCCCCUCCACCCCUCUGACCGGACGAGUUUACCUGAAGGAGAAGGACCUGCUCGUCACGCCCGUCUCCUCGGCGACACAGAGCGUCAGCCGGCUGCAGAGCAUGGUGGCCGGGUUGAGGGCGGCGCCCAGUGACCACCUGAUGCAGAUCUUCAAGUCGUGCUCCAGAGAUCCCACAGAGUCUAUACUGGGCAGAGUGAAGACACUGGGACAAACAUUCAAAGAACAUUACACAAACGACUCAGAGGACAUGCCUGGCUCUCAUAUAGACUUUGCAGAGAACCGACUGAAGCUGGCUGAGAUCCUUUACUACAAGAUCCUUGAGAAUGUCAUGGUGCAGGAGACCAAACGGCUGCAAGGCAAAGACAUGAGUGUGUUAUUGGAGCAGGAUAUCUUCCACUGUUCCCUGAUGGCGUGUUGUCUGGAGGUGGUGUUGUUCUCCUACAGCUCCCAGAGAACCUUCCCCUGGAUCAUCAACAUCUUCAAACUCUCCCCAUUCUACUUUUUUAAGGUGAUUGAGGUGUUUAUCCGCUCUGAGGAAGGCCUGUCCAGAGACAUGGUGAAGCAUUUGAACCUGAUCGAGGAGCAAGUUCUGGAGAGCAGAGCGUGGAGCGCAGACUCUGCCCUGUGGAGCGCCCUGCAGGCUGCUGGGAACAAAGUCCCCACAGUGGAGGAGGUGAAUUUUUCCUCCAGUCUUGACACUGGUUCUGGUCCUGGUUCUGGUCCUGGUUCUACCAGUGGAGGUCAGUCCCACCUGCCUCUGGUCGCCCUCUCCCCCAUCAUCCACCCCCGCAUCAGAGAGUUCAGGUCAGGCCUGGGCAGCGCACGUAAAGAUGUGCCUCCCUCCCCGCUGUCGGUCCACGACAGGUACAGCUCCCCAGCAGCUGGCAGCGCUAAGCGGCGUCUGUUUGGCGACGACCCUCCGGCCACGACAUCAGGAGUGGCUCCAAGCUUGAGUCCAAUGUCGUCACCAGCCAAGAGGUUGACAUUUGGCUCAAGCAGCACCCUGAAGAUCAGUCAGGGCUCCCAGGCCACCGUCUUGAGUUUCCCACUGCAAGGUAUGAAUAACGACCGCACCAUCACACUGAUCCCGGUUCAGCCGUGUGACUCCUCUGGCACCAUCACCGCUCAGUUCCUGCUGACCGCCUCCCCGAGCCGCGCCGCCACCGCACCCGCAACCUCCGAUGCCCAGACAGGAAUGGGACGGCCGCGUCGCACUGGAUCACUCGCGCUGUUUUUUAGGAAGGUGUAUCACCUGGCCAGUGUACGUCUGAGGGAUCUGUGUGCGAAGAUGGAUGUCCCGUCGGAGCUGCGAGGGAAAAUCUGGACGUGUUUCGAACACUCUCUGGUCCACUGCACCAGUCUGAUGAAGGACAGACAUCUGGACCAGCUGUUGCUGUGCAGCGUUUACAUCAUAUCCAAAAUCACCAAAGAGACGCACACCUUCCAUGACAUCAUGAAGUGUUAUCGCAGCCAACCACAAGCCAGCAGCCAUGUAUACCGCAGCGUGUUGCUGCGUCACACUCCCAGAGAGCAGGUGACUGAUGAGAACAUGGAGGUGGAUCCUGUUUCAGGUGGCGAAUCUGCAGAGAAAACCAAUCAGGUCUCAGGAGAAGCGAACUCUGACCAAUCAGGGGAGGAGGAACGUGGUGACCUUAUCCAGUUCUACAACAAUGUCUUCGUCCUGAAGAUGAAGGGCUUUGCAUUGCGAUACGCCACCCAUGACAACCGGGCGGACGCUCCCCCUCUGUCUCCGUUCCCGUCUGUCCGGGCUCAGCCUCUCUCCCCUCGCCGGAUUUCUCAGAGACACUCGCUGUAUGUUUCCCCUCACAAGAACUCUGCAGCCUGCCUCACACCCAACUCCUACACGUACAGGAUCAACAGCAGCCCAUCUAAGGAGUUAUCCGACAUAAACCGGAUGAUCCGUCAGGGCUCUGUGAGCAGGAAGAGGGCCUUCACCAUGGAGGGGGAUGUGAUGAUGUCGUCAUCCUGCGACUCCCCCAGUAAGAGGGCGUGUCCGGAGAAUGGCAGCAGUCCAGACGUGCUACUGAAGCGUCUGCAGGACGUCGUGUCCGAGCGGCAGAGUCACUGACGGGCUGACAGAAGGAGAAACGCGUGAAACAUUCAAGUAACUUUCAUCACAGAACAGUUACUGAUGAAACAAGACAUUAAGAGUCUUUUUUCAUCACUGAUGUCCGUUUGAUUGUGACAUUUUAUAUAUUAUGACCUGAGGGUCAGAGAACCUGAGCAGAACAUAAUGGCACAAUUCAUGCCAUUUUAUUUUAUCCCUGUAAUUCCUCUUGUAGAGUUGUCACAACCUCACAAAUUGGACUUUGGCACCAAUAAUAAUAUCUACAAUGUGAUAUUUGAACCAUAUCAGGAAUCAAAACGCAAUCCGUGACACACCACACCUGUUUCACCUUUUCACCUUAGAAGACUUGUUGACUUUAGAUGAACCGUUUGACUCUUUAGAGGUCUUUUUUAAGUUUUGUAAAAGUCUUUUAUAAAAGUAUCUUUAACUUUUAUCCCACAAAUGCAAAUGUUGUGCCAUUGUUACACAGUCAAGAGUGUCAUAACUCACUGGUUGCAGCUGCUAGGUGGCAGCACAGGCAGGUUUUUCAGACUUCUGUUACUCUUUAAAGGAUGGUUUCACAUUUUUUUCAUUUUUUAUGUUGAAAAGUUAAAAAUACCACAGUGGCCUGAAUAUAAUAAGACUGAUUAUGAGAUCAUUUUUUGUUGAAAUAUAGUUAUUGAAAAUAGGAAGGUUUUCAGGGGAUACUGUAAAGAGAGCUGUCCUCCUGUGAAACAUGAAAUACUUACAUUACAGCAGAAUGUAAAUCCCACAGUCGUGAAUCUUGUCACAUACUCAGUCUCUCUCCUGUCGGACUCUUGAAGCUGUCUCAACUAUUUACUCUGGAAAUUUUUCAGACUUUCUGAGCUCCUCAUUAUCAAAUUCAGCUGUGAUUGUUGGCAGCUUGAUGGACUGUUUCUGCCGUGAGGAUGUCAGGAGACACUUUUGACUCGAUUUCACUUUGCAGGAAUUUUAUUUCCACUCUUUGGUAGCAAAACACAGAAACUUUCAUAGGUUAGGCUAAACUAGCUGAGCUCCUACAGCCCUCUGUGAACUGACAUUAAGAAACUCUCUGUCUUAGCAAUAAAGUGUCAGCUUCCUUUCAUGUCGCGCGCUUGAAGAAUUUUAUGUCGUGACCACCUUCAUAUUUUGUUGUGCGAUGUGAUUGGUAGUGUUACUAACAUCGCCAUAGAGAUAGUAGUUUUAAAUCCACACAGACUCUGAGCUGCGCUCAGCAUCCUACAUCUGUCAUCAGUGCUAUAUCGUAGGCAACUGGACUUCCUUGAGUUUCUUGAAGACAUUUCGCCUCUCAUCCAAGAGGCCUCUUCAGUUCUACGGGGAUGUACAUUAACCGCCUUGAAAACGUGAGGUCAUAUCCUAUUUACCUGAAAUCCUGAGUGCAAAGCUGAUCUUCUUCCAGGAGCUGUUUAUAAGUGUGUUGAUAUAUCGUCUGUCAGACAGAUGAAAAGCUGUGGCAGCCCUGCACCAAAAUUAUCAACUUCUCUUCCAUAUUUAUCACAGACUGAUAUUUACGGAAGAAGAGAGAGACAACUGUCGGCUGUGAUUGGUUGUUCCUCAUCACAUGACAUGCAAUGCGUGCUGCUGCAUGUUGAAUUCGGUUUAUCUCAGGGCGCAGCCGUCACGCCUUGAAAAACAGGUGCUCAGGAACGCCUACGUGCCACAACGGAGUGGCUCUGGUGUUUGUGUAUGCAUCCCGUGCAUAUUCAUUGAAAAUAAUUAAUUUGAAGGCGCAAAAGACGCGGCAUGUGUACGGUCCCAAAGGCAUCGUCAGUCAUUAAGAACUCGAGAAGCUUCUUGGAUGAGAGAUGAAACGUCUUCAAGAAACUCAAGCAAGUCCAGCUGCCUAUGAUAUAGCACUUACUUACUUCAUCGACAUGACCCACGGCUGGCUGUGUUUUCACCAGGCUGACUGACAGCAGACAUUUACUCAACCAAAAUAUUCUCAUGGCAGUGCCACAGGAGGAAAUCAGCAGUGUUUGUAUUUACUUAUUCUUUGAAAUCUGCAGCGCACAGACUGGGGGCUGAUCAAACCAGACUUACAUGGUAAAAACGUCAAAGCACAGAUACAGCUGGAUAUUUAGGUGAUUCAAACAGCUGUCUGUGUAGAUUGUGCUUCACUAAACGAGACAGAAAUACACUCAAAGUGUCCCUGGUUACCACGGAGAUGACUUAAAACCAAUCGCAGAAGCAUAAAAUGAUGUACGAUGAUUUAAUUUCUGUGGAGCGAUAGUUUUGACUGCCCUAUCAUAAAUUAGGCUUGUAGCUACAAACAGCCCAUAAUUCAGCAGAAGGUACUCCGUCUAUUCAGUCGGAUAUCUGCUCCUGUUGAUUACAAAAAUGUUUUACAGUAUAAUACAACCCACUGUUUUAUAACAUAGUUUCCAGUGAAAUAUAAUGUCAUGUCUGUUAUUCAGGCCAGUGUGGUAGAAACUUUUAUUAAAACCCAGCGUUGAAAGGAGAUAUUUCACAGUGGUACUGAUGUUUCCCACAAAGAAGAAAACACUCAACACUUUAAUUUUAUUUUAAGCUUUGCGUCUGAUGACCUUCAGCAGGCAUUUUCAUCUUCUUUCAUUUUACUGAUGUGAAACCAGAAUUUAGGUUGCUAUAACAACAGUUCAGCGCACGUUUUUGUUUUUUGUUUUUUGUUUUUUUAAUUUUUUUUUUUUUUUUGUUUGUUUUUUUUUAGCCAGGGUGAAAAUCAAACAUCUUGCCCCUGGCAGUGUUCGCUGUUUCCUGCCAACACAAAUAAAUAAAUACAUAUACAGUAUUAAAAAUUUAAAGUUCAAGUUGUAAAAAGUAAAAACUCACAGUGGAGUUUUAACCUGAUGCUGAGGAUCAUAUAUCAGAGACUGAGAAGCCUGAGGUCGAUGGUUCGAUUCUCGUUCUCAAACAGAAGUUGAAGCUUGUUGCUCUUCGUCAGGUCGAAAUAUAUUUGAAAGAAAAAAUGUAAAGUUUUCAACCUUAAACUUGUGUAAAUAGUUUCCUUUAACAGGAUUUGCCAAAUCAAGCUGUAUUGUACAUUUUCUAGUAUAAACACGUCUUCCACUACUAUAUUUUCAGAGGUCUCUAGUUUUUAUAGAGAUUGUAUUGCUGAGGGAGAAUAAUUCUUUUACUCACUACUUCUUACUGUUUCCUUUUAACUUUCAUUUUUGUGGUUAUGAACCAUUGAUUGUUGUAAAAUGCUGUAAUAAAAGGCAAUAAGAGUGCUUGAUUGAAGCAGCAUUUUUGUAUGUUCAGUGUGUAGCAUCUACACAUCAGUUUUAUUGAAUUUAACAUUUUAGAAAACAAUCUAACAAUUUAACAUCUUCUGUUUUGUUCGCACCUGGUUUGCUAAAAGCACAGUAGCAAAGGAGACAGAGAAAAACUAACCACUUGUUGUAAAAUGCAAAUUAAAGUUGUAGCUUUUGUUCCCAGAUGGCUUAAAAAAGUACAGUAAUGGAAAUGAAUCUGAAAGCAGGGAAAGCAUUUGUGUCAUUUUUGUAACUUUUCUGAACUCUUUCCAACCAGUAUAUUUGUAUUUUCUACAAACUGUCAAAAGUUUUGUAAAAUAAAAUGUAC